Molecule: messenger RNA, 1953 nt
Organism: Suillus bovinus
Lineage: Eukaryota; Fungi; Basidiomycota; Agaricomycetes; Boletales; Suillaceae
Exons: 2
Coding region: 162-1712 (516 amino acids)
Molecular function (GO): protein binding
Source: RefSeq, a predicted model, not a curated record
CCGAUACAUGAACUUGGGCAGUGGGUAGGCCUGGGGUUGUCAGAACGCGCAUGGAUCGUCGCUGGCAUCACGAUAUCUAUGUGUCGCCGUGCGUCGUAAUUGUAUUCGAUCUGGGACGUCGCACUCACUCUUGAACUCGCAGGACACCUCUAGUGUCCGUGAUGGAUCGCGUAUCAUCUGUUCGCGAACCCACGGAGGACGACAUUCUUUUGAUUCAUCAGGCAACGAUGGCUGACGAGGAGGCACUCAAGGAACUGGACAGCGAAAUGAGCAUACUUUAUUCUGCUCUGGAGCGCCUCCGCUUGCAGAAGCUCAAGCACCGGGAGAAUAUACGUCAGGCCCGCUCAUUGUUAACUCUUGCUCGCCGCCUACCUCCUGAGCUGCUAGCUCGCAUAUUCGAGAUAUGUGCCAAAAGCGGCUGGACGCGUGCACCUGUGGUUCUUUCCCAAGUAUGCUCAGCUUGGAGGAAAGCCGCAGCAUUCCCUCGUAUAUGGUCCUAUCUCUUCCUUGACUUAAGAUCGGGAGAUUCGACCGGGAAGGUGGUGUUUUGGUUGAGUAAAGUUCAACACGCGCCAUUGCAUAUAACUUUGGAUAUCCCUCUCGAGUCACCAUCAUUGGAGGAGGUUUUGGGUUUACUUGUUCCUCGCUCCAAGCAAUGGCAGACCCUUAUCGUCAAAUCUGUAGACUCCACAACACUGAACCAUGUCCUUCGCCGCUGCAGUCUCCCGUUGCCCGAUUUAAGGCAACUCAUUGUUGUCACUAAAAUGGAGGGUUCUCAGGGAGAUCCUGUGAAUAUGUCAUAUCUUCAAGACGCUCCGUGUCUAUCUCGAUUGCUCAUCGAACAACCGAAUCUUCCACAGUGGAGCAAUUUUAUGAGAGUCACGAUACUGCACAUUGUACUCUCUUCUUCAAGGGACUUUGUACCUUCCAUAAAUGCCACCGACUGGAUCGAAAUGUUGCAGGCCUUACCAGGGUUAAGGGACCUCACACUGGAACUCUCUAAACCGGAAACACGCACAUAUAAUCAUAUCCAACGCGCUGUGGAUCUUCCUCAUCUGGAAUCACUGACACUCCACGUCUCUCCAGAUGUGAAUAGAAUCCUUUUGACAAUGCGCGCACCUGCGUUGCGUCAGCUCCACCUGCGCUGCUCAUCCGAUCCUCUUGCACGCCCCCACAUGCCUUCUGGCGCCCAUUUAUGUCGGUUUCUUGAGUUUUCCCCUCGUGUACAGCUUCUAGAACUCUACGAUAUCGACGUGGAGCGCAUCGACUUCGUGCGAUGUUUUGAGCUCCUUCCUAAACUAGAGGAACUUCGCCUGCAUGACAGUGAUAUUGCUGAUGAACAACUGCGGCUGCUACACGGGGACAACGGGCAUUGCCCAAACCUUGCUCGUCUUGACUUCCGUUGGUGCAAUUAUCUAUCUGGCAGUGCGCUCGUCAACCUUACCCAGAGCCGGUUACCACAAGAUGCAAGCGAGGGUCGAGGGUCGCCCACAAUGCCACAAACGAGGCGGAUUAAUGAAGUGGCUGUUGUCAACUGCUUACACGUCAAAGAACAGGAUGUUCUUGAUCUAGCGGAAAUGACACUUUGUAGGCUCCUGAUGAGGUCUGACGAAGAUCACUGUUAUAAAAGGUGUUGUUGCUACAACGAGAAGUAUAGGCAACGGCUGCGACUACGUCACAACAAUAAGCUGCCGAAGAGUCUUAUCCUCUGAUCAUGAAUGAAGAUUAGAUUGGGAAUUCGUACUGGAAUACUAGAAUUAGGACUGCAAAUGAAGAGUGUCAUACCAAUACAUUUGAUACAAGUACUGUUAGUCUCAAACUAUGGCAAGCAGUAGUAGCCAGUGUACCAUUCGCCUCAAACAAGGACCAGUCUGAUAUUCCACGCGUUUGAAAACCCCUUCCAUUGAAACUGCGAGUAAAAGCAGUGCUGGACUGAGCCUAUACAACUUUGUC